GCGGCGCGUCAAACGUCAGGAAAUGUGCCCGUGGAGGCUGGUGGCGGCUCUCAGGUUUCUCUCUGUUGUAACCCUCGUUGCAUCAUUGACGGCUGUUAAUUGAUCCCGAGCACCAAUUUUCGGCAUUAUGGCGAUGAACGUGCCGUACGAGGCGAUCGGCAAAGGUUUCGUCCAGCAGUAUUACACGCUUUUUGACGACCCGGCACAAAGGCCGAACCUUAUAAAUAUGUACAACACGGAGACGUCCUUUAUGACGUUCGAGGGACUGCAGAUACAGGGCGGCAUCAAAAUCAUGGAGAAAUUAACUAGCCUAUCCUUUCAAAAAAUAAAUCGGGUAAUAACAGCGAUCGAUUCGCAACCUAUGUUUGAUGGAGGAGUUCUCAUUAAUGUAUUGGGGAGGCUGCAGACUGACGAGGAUCAGCCUCACGCGUACAUCCAGACAUUUGUCCUGAAGCCGAUCGGUACCAGCUUUUACGUGCAGCACGACAUCUUCAGACUCGCAUUACACGAUACGGUUUAAGCAUCAGGCCGAUGAGGACCCACCACACGCCUUUUCACAGUGUUUUGUGCUGAAACCGAUGGGAAACUCAUACUUCUGUCAGCACGACAUCUUUCGUCUUGGCAUUCAUGACUCUGCAUGAACAAGGAAGAACUGGUUCUCGCAAUGUGUGUGUGACCAGAUUUAGGCGGUUUGCCGGGCGACGGACACCCCAGAGUGCGAACUAUAAGUGAGCCCCCUAAUCUCAUCGAUAACCCUCUCGUCACAUCCACAUACCUACCCUCCAUUCUUUCUAGAUAAUAUCACAUGUUUUAUAUGAACAAUAUAAAUAACAAUAUAGUUCCGCUUAUAUCUCUUGGCCACAAUAAGAAAGAGGGACGAAAAGUUAGAAACAUCCAGGUAACAAACAGGUACAUGGACACCAUUUUAACUGCAUCGCUUUCCUCCGUAUAUGCGUAUAUACGUUACGUCGAAGAAAAAAAAUUACGUUUCUUAUACCACACGAGUAGCACAACACACACUUAGAUGUUUCAUAAAUCGAGAGAGAGUUUGAUUUUUGAUGGCAGGUAAUAUAUUUGUAUUACUACGCUUUGAAACCUAUUGUAACAUAUUUUACAUUUAAUGCUGUGUAUUUUUGUAAUACGAGAAUGUUGGCCACUAAAUACAAGAAUACGAAAUUAA
Ooceraea biroi (clonal raider ant) is the source of this 1180-nucleotide messenger RNA. It is a transcript of the gene Ntf-2, whose product is annotated as nuclear transport factor-2. Gene Ontology annotation, biological process: nucleocytoplasmic transport. The record is from RefSeq and is a predicted model, not a curated record. Lineage: Eukaryota; Metazoa; Arthropoda; Insecta; Hymenoptera; Formicidae.